AUGAGUCGUUUCGCUAUUCCAAGAUUCAGAGGUAUACAUAAUCUAAGUUUAUUGAUAGUGCUAGUAUGGCUCUUGACUUUUACAUACCAUGAACGUUAUGUUCCGUACAAAUCGGCAAAGUCUUGUCUCUGGCCGGAUUUACCAGAGCAACAUGAUAGCGGCAGAACCGACGUAUUAUUUAUUGCAGACCCACAACUUAUAGAUAGACAUACAUAUCCUAAGAGAAAUGAAAUUUUACUAAAAUUAUCCCAGCAUACAGUUGACGUUUAUAUCCAUAAAAAUUAUAAUUCUAUCAUGAACAAUCUCAAGCCUGAUUACGUAUUUUUUUUGGGUGACUACUUGGACAAUGGUAGAUCUUCUACAGAUGAAUAUUUCUAUAACCAAUUGGAACGAUUUAAUAAAAUUUUUCUGAGAAAUGACUAUACGAUUAAUGAAAACUUUUUUGUCAAUGUGGCAGGAAACCACGACAUAGGAUGGGCUGACGGGGUCAAAUUGAAGGCUAAGGCUAGAUUCAUGGAAACAUUCGGAAAUCCCAAUGCAAUAGUUAAUAUCAAUGAUGUUGAUUUCGUAACUCUUGAUUCGAUAUCGCUCUCGUCAUCUGUAAAUAACAUUCGUAAGGAAUCACGACAAUUUUUAGACGAAAAUUUUGCCGACGCCGAUAGCAAAAGAGAUAAGCCAAGAGUGUUACUAACACAUGUUCCAUUAUACAGAGAUGUCGAAGUUAAUAAAUGUGGACCUUUGAGAGAGAAUCCAGUUUUCCACUUGGGUGGUGGCUAUCAGUAUAAGCUGGCUUUGGAUCAAGAUAUAUCGCUGGAAAUUUUAAAAAGAAUCAAACCAAAUAUCAUCUUUUCUGGCGACGAUCACGAUUACUGUGAUAUAAACCAUACUGAAGUCAUAAAUGACCCUGUAACUAGAGAGAUCACUGUCAAAUCAAUCAGUAUGGCGAUGGGAAUUAAAUACCCUGGCAUCCAAUUAUUGUCUUUUGUGAAUAGGGAUCCUGAAAAUGAGUAUGCUCCCGAGUUUAGCUAUGACACCAAGUUAUGUUAUUUACCUUCUCCCUAUGCAUGUAUUGCAACUUAUGUUCCUCUUGCGAUAUUGUCGGGACUUUUGGUUCUCUGGUGGAACAUCAAGCAUAGAUCUUCUCGCUAUAAUUAUUCGGUCUUACCAAUACAAUCAGGCGCAUCUACAAAUGCUACAAAGAUCUCCAAUUUUUUGAAAGAACAAGAAGAAGGAACCUCAUAUUCUACUUCUAUCCCGAAAUACACAUCGACUUCGCUCGCAGCUUCUGAGGGUUAUUCCUUUAAGGACAGUUUGAAAUUUAAAAUCUCGAAUUUUAUUAAAAAAUGGAACAUACAUGGCUUUUUUAAACAGAUUAUACUACUAGCCGUCCUUGUUAUACUGUUGUAUUAUAUAGGAUUUUGUUUAACUCUAUAG
Debaryomyces fabryi is the source of this 1434-nucleotide messenger RNA. RefSeq lists its product as uncharacterized. The transcript has a single exon. Gene Ontology annotation, biological process: GPI anchor biosynthetic process. NCBI's taxonomy places the organism in Eukaryota, Fungi, Ascomycota, Pichiomycetes, Serinales, Debaryomycetaceae. The record is from RefSeq and is a predicted model, not a curated record. The coding region runs from base 1 to 1434 and encodes 477 amino acids. Gene Ontology annotation, molecular function: hydrolase activity. Gene Ontology annotation, cellular component: endoplasmic reticulum.